GAAACCGCUAAGGGGACGGCGAGGAAUCCUCGCGGUAGCGCGAGAAGCGCUUUGCUCCGCCCUCGCGAAACCGAAACGAGUCUGAGCGGCGCAGAAGCUGUUGAGAGCUGCGUCGGGAAGGUGCAGGGAUACACGCUGAUCUUGGGACUACGUCGUUUUAUCUUUCCUCUUCACUAACACCAACACUAUCUGAGGAUGAUGAUGGACUUCUACGACUCUCAGUACCUGCUCAUCCUGGCCCCUUCCCUCGUGAUCGCGCUCAUGUUUCUCUUCUUCUGGCUCUUCAUGAAAGAGACGUCGUACGACGAGGUGCUGGCCCGGCAGAAGCGUGAUCUCCGGCCAGCGGCUGCCAAGCCAGACGCCCGCAAGAAGGGCGAGAAAAAGAAGAGCAAGAAGAGGGAGGCUGGGGGGGGGGGCAGCAGCGGUGGGGGCGGCGGCGAGUCGGAGGAGGACCACCGGGAGCUUGAUCUGACAGAUGCGGUGGCCAGCUCACCCCCUGAAGAGGAGGAGCCAGCCCAGGUCAUGCGCAUGCCCACCCCCACCCCUGUAGAGCCACCCCCCAGCCUACGGGAGAGGAAGAAAAAGGAGAAGAAACAGCAUCAGCAACAACAACAAAUACAACAGCAGCAGCAGCAGCAGCAGGUGGCAGUCACCACCCGGGCUGCUCCCCCUCCCGUUUCUGAGGAGCAGGUCCCCACCCGGGAGCUGAAUGGCUCGAAAGCCACCCCACGCAAGAGUGAGCCGACCCUCGCUGUCAGCAAGCAGCCCAGUCCCCCUCCGCCCGAGCCUGUCGGGAAGAAGAAGGGCUCCCAGAAGAAGCAGAAGAACGAAGUUGGCGAACGGCCAGACGAGCUUCACCUGGAGAUCAAAGUGGAGCAGGCCUCUGCUCCGCUCAAGAAAGAGGUUCCUGUAAGCGCUGAAAUCAGAGUCCAGGAAAAUGCCGCUCCUAACCCCAGCGCCGGGGCUGCCUCUCCCAGUACAACCAUCACUACUACAACUACUAGCAUCGCUACCACUACCACCGGCGGUGGCAAGAAGAAGAACUCUGCGAAGAAGCAGAAGACUGAGCCCGUUCCAGCCCCACCGGAGCAGACCUGCGUUGCUGUGGACAGGGAGCCCACAGCCCAUGCCAACCCACAGAAGGGCCACCUUGAGGAAGUUCCCCCCAAGGUCAGCGCCAAGAAGAUGAAGAAUGAGGCAAACAAGGAGAACUCUGAGGUGAAGCUGAGGGAGUUCAUCGCGGGGCUGCGCAGCCUGGUCCUGUCGGAGGAGGACGCCGUAAGCGUGGCGACAGUGCUGAGGGAGAAGAACCCGUCUGCCCUGGACGCCUGGCACCGGUCCACAGCCAAGCCCGAGCCCUCUGCCCAGAAGCUCCAGGAGAAGGAGCGGAUGCUCACCACUCUGCAGGAGGAGGCCUCCAUCGCCAAGGAGAAGGUGAAGCAGCUGAGCCAGGAGCUGCAGGCAGAGAAGCAGAAGACUGCUCGUGUGGAGUCCAUGCUGCGGGAGCAGCGUGGAGCCCUGGAGGAGCAGCAGAACGUCAUGCAGGCCAGCUACCAGAUGAAGUACCAGCAGGCCCUGGAGCAGCUGGAAGGCCAGAUCGCCCGUCUACAGCAGGAGAACAACAUCCUGAGGGAUGCUGUUAGCACUGGAGAAAGCAAGCAGUCGUCGGAGCUGAACCAGCUGCGAGGAGAGUGCGCACGUUUGAUGAAGGAGCUGUCAGAGGCCAGCGGCAAGCAUCAGCAGGAGGAGCGGCAGCGAAAGAGCCUGGAGGUCGGAUACAAGCAGAAUGUCUCUCAGUUGGAGGCUCAGGUCCAGGAGGCCAAGCGCCGAUGGGAGGAAGUCCAAGGCUUCCUGCACAGCGUCAAUUCCGACAGGGAGAACCUGCAGGCCAACAAGCAAGACCUGCAGAACCAGCUGCUGGCAGCCGAGUCCGAGAUGAGCAGCAAGAACAAGGAGAUCCAGACGCUGCGCACCAACCUGACCGACAUGAUGGUGUCCAAGGAGCAGGUGGAGCAGAGGCUGGUGCAGCUGCUGGAGGUGUCGCAGCACGCGCAGCAGGACACCUCCCUGCAGGAGCAGCUGCAGAAUCUUGUGACUGAAAACAAAGCCCUGCAGGUCCAGAUUGACAACCUUCAGAGCCAGCUGAAUACUCAGACCACCACCGCUUUCCACUUCGAGGAACUUCAGAAGCUGCUGUCUGACAAGGAGCUUCAGAGGAAGAGCCUGGAGGACACCCUCAAUGCAGAGAGGAGCAGCGCGGCUGGCCGGGAGACGGAAAUGCAGGCCAUGCGCACAGAGAUCCUGGCGCAGAAGGCGGAGAUGCAGAAUAUGCAGGCUCAGCUAUCCGAACAGGCUCACUCGCAGCUGGCCUUGGACGCCUAUCAGAAGAGCAUUCAGGAGAAGGAAGAUAAGAUAAAGACUGUGGAGCAGUUGCUGGAAAUCGGUAUGAUUGAGGUGGCCAAUAAGGAAGAGGACCUGAAGAAACUGAAGGAGGAGAAUGAAGCUUUGAAGCAUGAUGUGGAGGCUCUACAGCAGUACCAGCGGGAGCAGACGCCGCCGGAGUCUGUGCUAGAGGAGCUGCAAAGAACGGUCCAAGAGAAGGAUGAGAGGCUGAAAAUGUUGGAGAAGAAGCUGCAGGCAGAGUUGGAGAAUGUGCUAAAACAGGAAAGUGUAACGCAGGAGCUGGAGAAGCAGGUGAAGUCCCUGUCAGCAGAGGUGGACCUCGCCAGGCAACGGGAAGCUACAGAGGCAGAAGCGUCCGGCACGAGGCUCCGGGAGCUGCAGGCACUGCUGGCUGGCAGAGAUGAGGAGGUGCAGGACAUGCAGAGGGCUCUGGUGACGGGGGCCAGGGAGGCUACCAACAAGGAGCAGCAAGUCCAGGCACUGCAGGAGGAAUGCAUGGUCCUAAAGGCCAAGGUGCAUGACCAGCAGGUGGCGAAGGCCGAGGGGCCGAGCCAGGAGCUGCUAGAUUUGCUGGCAGCAAAGGAGGGGCAGGUGUCGGACCUGGAUAAGGAGAUGACAGAGCUGCGGGCUUCUCUGGAGCUGCAGCGGAAGAAGAACAACGAGCUCCGGGAGAAAAACUGGAGCGCAAUGGAGGCUCUGUCAGCCACUGAGUCGAUGCUUCAGGGGAAACUCUGCAAGACCGUCCAGGACAGUCAGAAAGCGCUGGAAGUGGCGGAAGCAGAGUGCCAGGACAUCCUGCGAAGGCUCUUCCCCAGCGUGCUUCUGCCUGCAAGCCGGAACCACCAGGAAUGGCUGCACAGGUUUGAAGCCGCAGCCAAAGAAGUAGCGACGACAACAGCAGAACCUGGUCAAGUUCGUGAAUUGGAACAAACCAAGAUAUUAGAAGAAAAGCUGAAAGAGUCUGAGGAGGCCCAGAAGGUUCUUCAGAAGGACUGUGAGAUGUACAAGAAAGUGCUGGCAGAGACGGAGGGAAUCCUGCAGAGGCUCCAGAGCAGCGUGGAACAGGAGGAAUCUCGCUGGAGGGUCAAGCUAGACGUGUCGCAGAAUGAGCUGAAAGAGAUGAAUGUAAAGAUGGUAGCCCUGGAGAAUGAGGUGGACAGAUUGACUCUGGAGUGUGGAGACCUAGAAAACGUGAGAUGUGAGAAGCAGCACCUGGAAUCCGAACUUGAGAGAGCAGAGCGUGAGAGCGCCUCCUAUGUGACGGAGGUCAGGGAGCUCAAAGAUCUUUUGACUGAGUUGCAAAGCAAACUCGAUGGCUCAUAUACUGAAGCGGUCAGACAGAAUGAGGAGCUGAAUUUGCUGAAGACCAAGCUAACAGAGACCCUGGUCAAGCUGGAGACGGAGGAAAAUGAACGGCAGAAGGUGGCAGGCGACCUCUACAAGGCCCAGCAGUCUCUGGACCAGAUCCAAGCAGAAAUCCUGAAGGAGACUGUGCAAGCAGACCUGAUAGAGAACAGCACAUUUGCAACACAGAAGGACGAGAUGGACAGAAAGUCGGCGGCGGGGCUGAAUGAGACCGUCAAAGAGCUGCAGCGGCUCCUCCAUGCUGUGAACAGGAAGCUCCUGAAAGGCAAGGAGGAGGAUGGGGAAAAGGAGACUCCAGAAGUAUAAAGGGCAGUGGAAUUACACCUGGCCCCACCCCAACCUGCGGUGACCCCCACACACACCCUUGUAUUUCCUCUUCAGAGCUAGUCACAAACACUGAACCAAUGGUUUUGCGCCCGUCUGCAUAUGCACACCCAGCCACACUUCCUCCAUGCUCUGUUGCUCUUUGGGAGAGAGGAAGGGGCGGGGUAACUGUGCAUCGCCGCUUUAAGCGACACCCCCUCUGCGUAACUCAGCACAUUCCUGACGUGACGCAGCCGGCCUCCGACUGACUGACACUCCAUGGCUCAGUGCUCUGUUCCACUUCACAUCUUUUAUUUCAGCAGAUUUUCUUAAGUUUUUGGCAAGAAGGGAGAUAUGGGCUCAACUCAUUAAAAAUGGUAUUUAUCAGUUUAGUAGUCUUGUUUUUUUUUUUUUUUUGUUAUGAAAAAUUGUGCUGCAUAGUGCAAUAGGGACCUACUUACCUGCACUACAUCUUGUCGCUCCUGGACCUAACACACGUUACAUCUGUUGUAUAACCACAUGUGCAAAUACACGACACAUUAGUCGGUAGAAUCCUUUUGGUUUUAUUUUGAUGGGCCCGGCUGGGGAGUGAAGAUCAGUGGAAGGUAUCAUGGAGACAGGUGACACUGAUCUACGUGGGACUGUGGCUAAAGGGGGUGAUUCCUUUGAGCCUCUUCUGCAGGAGCUGGCCUGACACACCAAUAACUCUUUUUAUCUGCUUUAACUACCCAGAUGAAAGCCUUCCCUCUCUUCAAUAGUCCACCCUUUGUUGCUAAUUUCAUUAAUAUAUUUUUUUUUUGUAAAAGGUAACGGUUAUACAAGAUUAAAAGGGAUGCUUGAUAAA
Paramormyrops kingsleyae is the source of this 4915-nucleotide messenger RNA. The record is from RefSeq and is a predicted model, not a curated record. Lineage: Eukaryota; Metazoa; Chordata; Actinopteri; Osteoglossiformes; Mormyridae.